Messenger RNA from Cucumis sativus (cucumber), 657 nucleotides. Its product is annotated as secreted RxLR effector protein 161-like. Bases 1 to 657 code for a protein of 218 amino acids. NCBI's taxonomy places the organism in Eukaryota, Viridiplantae, Streptophyta, Magnoliopsida, Cucurbitales, Cucurbitaceae. The transcript has a single exon. The record is from RefSeq and is a predicted model, not a curated record.
AUGAAAGACUUAAGGGAAUCUAAGAAGAUCCUAGGUAUAGACAUCAUUAGAGAUAGGGACCAAUCUACACUGAGCAUAAACCAAACAUCCUACUGUGAAAAAGUGAUAAGAAGAUUCAACCUCACUAAUGCUAGACCAGUUACUCUCCCUAUUGCUCAUCAUUUUAAGCUAUCAGCUGUCAAUUCCCCUAGUGAAACUGAUAUAGAACACAAGCUACAAAUGAAAAAUGUUCCUUACAGUCAAGCAGUGGGAAGUUUAAUGUACCUAAUGAUCUCUACAAGACCUGAUCUAUCCUAUUCAGCAAGCCUAGUCAGCAAAUAUAUGGCUAAUUCUGGAAGAAGACACUGGGAAGCUACUAAAUGGAUAAUCAGAUACUUAAUUUGGUCAAAGAAUGCUAGAUUGAACUACCAAAGGACCACUGAAAUAGAACUAGAACUAAUAGGAUAUGUAGACUCAGACUUUGCUGGUGACAGUGAUAAAAGGAGAAGCCUAACCGGUUACGUUUUUCUCUACGGUCGUAAUCUAAUAAGUUGGAAAGCAAUCCUACAAUCCAUUGUUGCUCUCUCAACUACCGAAGCAGAAUAUAUUGCACUAUCAGAAGGUGUAAAAGAGAGAUUAUGGCUUAAAGGAUUGAUGAGGGACUUUGGAAUCAAAUAG